Molecule: messenger RNA, 3848 nt
Organism: Pollicipes pollicipes
Lineage: Eukaryota; Metazoa; Arthropoda; Thecostraca; Pollicipedomorpha; Pollicipedidae
Product: tetratricopeptide repeat protein 17
Exons: 20
Coding region: 15-3428 (1137 amino acids)
Biological process (GO): actin filament polymerization
Cellular component (GO): cytoplasm; actin cytoskeleton
Molecular function (GO): protein binding
Source: RefSeq, a predicted model, not a curated record
UUUGUUGAUAAUGCAUGCUAGGGUCAAGCUCCGAUUACGCUGGAUGUGAAGAUAAGGAACCCAAUUUUACUCGCAUCACCGCCUGGACGAGCGGCGCCAUGCGGUGCGUGCUGCUGCUGCUGCUGACCUGGCCGUGGCCGCCUCCUGGCAGCUGGUGCUCCACGCACUGGAUCAUGACCGAGGACGGGCGCAUCCAGGCUCAGAUGGACUCGAUCUUCUUCAUGAAGCGGCCCUACGACUUCAUCUCGAUGGCGCAGCAGGAGCGGCGUGCCUCCAUGGUGGAGUCGCUGCACAAGGACCUGCUCACUCACAAGGUGGAGAUCGACCAGAACGACGACCGGGACCAGGACGUGGAGAAGAAGCUGUACACGGAGGACCCGCACUGUCUGGUGGCCGGCCAGCCGCUCACCGAGUUCGAUCUGUACCCGAGCGUGGCCGUCAAUCUGCGGAAGUACGGCAUCAGGAUCGAGGACUACAUCGACUCGAAGCAUGUGGCCGGCGAGCUGGUGCCGCCCGACUGCGAGACGCACAAGGCGCUCGACUACAGCAUGGACACGUUCCAGCAUCUGGUGGGCAUGAAGGACCGCCGCCACCUGUCCAUGGCGCCCGAGCUGGGCCUGGCCGAGCUGGUCGGCCAGCAGAACGUGCACGAGUUCGGGCACCGGGUGGAGCUGGCGCUGCGCCGCCGCCCGGGCGCCUGGGUGCUGUACCAGCUGGCCAGCCUGUACUGGCGCAUCCAGGGCGACGCGCCCCGCGCCGUCGAGUGCAGUCGCCGCGCCAUUCACCUCUCCAGCAGGGUGGAGCGGUUCGUCAGCCUGGUGGACCUGGGCGUGGUCCUGCACCGGUGCCACCACAGCGAGAGCGGUGCGGUCGUGCUGCACGCAGCCGUCGACCACCACGACCAGAGCGCCGAGGCUCACUACGGCCUGGGCAACGCCUACGCCGUGCUGGGCGACUACAACCGCUCGGCCACCUGCUUCAACAACACCGUCAAGCUGGAGCCGCAGCACGAGGGGGCGCUGAAGCGGCGCCACGCCGUGCUCUGUCACGAGCGCCUGGAGACGGCGCUCGAGAGCCAGCACAACUCGCUGCAGAACACCCUGGCCGAGCUGCGCAGCUACCAGAAGCAGCACACGCUGUGGCUGCAGCAGCAGGAGAAGCUGAUCCGGGAGCAGGCCGAGCUCGACACCAAGAUCGAGUCCAGGCUCAACUACGAGGAGCAGAAGAUUCGCGAGAGCUCCGACGGCAAGGGGCACACCUGCUUCCGCUACUACCAGAACGGCCAGAGUAUCCUCAGCUGCAACAUGGCGGCAGCUGCCGGCGAGGGCGGCUCGGAGACCGUGUCCGAUCUGCAGACCAAGCUCUCCGACCUGCAGACCAAGGCCGACCGGCUGGAGGAGCAGGUCUCUAAGCUGAGCCGGGGCGCCGAGCCGACGACCGACGGCGACCGGCCCACGCUGCCCCGCCGCUACACCGCGCUCGACCCGUCCGGCACGGAGCGGCUGCUGCGGCCCGACUGGCCGUCCCAGGACGAGUGCGGCCAGAAGGUCACCAAGUUCCCCGGCGCCAACGAGUUUCCCUCCGUGUUCCUGGCGCCCGACAACAAGGGCUUCGACGUCGACCACUUCCUGAACGCGGGCAUCGGCGUACCGCUCAGCGACGACCACGCGCUGCCCUGGUACCGGCCCGCCUGCGAGCCGGUGCAGGCGCGCGUGCUGCCCUACGACACGAUGGAGACGGUGCGCGGCCGCACGCGCGUCACGCAGCGCCGGCCCGACCCGGUGGCGUCGCGCGCACUGAUGGCGUACGCGCGCGGUCGCCAGACGGUUGAGGCGGAGCUGGGCCAGCGCAUCACGGCCGCGCUCAAGCAGGGCUCGGCGCCGGCCUGGGUGCUGCAGACGCUGGCCUCGCUCUACUGGCGCGCGCAGGGCAGCCUGGCUAACAGCAUCGAGUGUCUGCGCUCGGCGCUGCACUCGGUGCCGGCCGAGUUCGUGGACGUGCCGCUCGCCAACCUGGCUGCCGUGCUCUACCGGCUGGACGACGUGGACGGCGCGCUGAAGCUCGCCCGCCAGGCGUACAAGGCCGACCCUGUCGAGCCGGAGACGAAUUUCCUGCUGGGUAACCUGCUGGCGGCCAAGGGCAACUUCUCGGGCGCCGUGUGGCACUACCGGAGCGCGCUGCAGGCCGAGUCGACACACAGCGCGGCGCUGGAGUACCUGCGCGUCGUCUCCUGCUACACCCGCUACCACGGCCACCAGCGGGGCGAGCAGCAGUGUCAAACCCCGGCGCAGACGCCGGCCGAGCGGGACCCGAUGCUGGAGAAGCUGUCCAAGAUGCCGCCCGACUCCGUGGUCUGCACGUCCGAGUGCGCCGACGGCCAGGGCCGCGACGCGUGCGAGUCCAAGAUCAGCUGCUACAACGCGCGCAACGAGAACGGCCGCUGGAUCCUGACGCCGGCGCUGGCCGACCAGCUGGACUGCAGCGGUCCGGACGGCGCUCAGCUGGCCGCAGUGGACCAGCUGCCGUCGUUCCCGCCGCCGGAGCUGGACGAGCCGCCGGCGGACGCCGAGUACGAGCUGGAGGAGCAGCUGGACGUUAUCACCGAGCCGGUGCCGUCGCUGGACGAGCGGGGCAUCGUCGACGACCCGCUGCCGGACGUGCUGCUGCGCGUGCGCGAGCGCGCCGCCGCGCCGCCGCCCAGCGCCCAGCAGUGCGCCGACAUCAAGCAGAUCAACUGGAGUCAGUACACGUCCACGUGGCUGUCCGUCUCGGCCAAGAACGUGGUCGUGGACCUGGUGCCGGCGCCGAUGGGCGUGUACCAGCCGCGCCAGCCCGUCUGUCCGGACCAGUUCCCGGCUUCGAUGGCCACGCUGGACAACCUGUCGGGCGUGCGCCACCGGCGUCAGCUGUCCAUCAGCGCCGAGACCGGCCUGAAGGAGGCGCUGCAGGCGCUCACCGCCGACCAGCCGCGCACCGUCGACGAGACCGGCACGCGCAUCGCCAUGAGCAUGGACAAGAACUCGACCUCGUGGGUGCUGACGACGGCGGCGGCGCUGUACUGGCGCGUGCGCGGCGACGGGCCGCGCGCCGCCAGCUGUCUGCGCAUCGCGCUUCACCACGCGCCGCGCCACCUCAAGGACAUCCCGCUCAUCUCGCUGGCUAACAUCCUGCACCGAGCGGGCCUGUACAACGAUGCGCUGAUCGUAUGCAACAUGGCGCUGGAGAUAUCGCCCAAGUUUGUCGUCAUCCACUUCACCAUGGCCAACAUAUACGCCGCUAAGGGUGACCUCGAGAAGGCCAUCUCGUUCUACCAGUCGACGCUAGCGUUGCAGUCGUCGUUCGAGCCGGCCAAGGAGCGGCUGCGGGCCAUCCAGUGCAGUCUGGAGGCGUGGCGCAAGGCCCAGCAGCAGCAGCAGCAGGAGCUGUGAGCGGGCCGCGCGACGACCGGCCGCGCGCGUCCGGGGCGGCCUUCAUAGACGUGCAGUGAUUCGGCGGCGGCGGCGGCCGGCUUGGCCGGCGUCCGCCGCCGCGCCUAGUGCUGUCGGGGCGGGCUGGAUGUGAGGUGCUUGUUUAACUGGCCAUAUUAUAGACGACGGGACGCGAUGCAUUCCGGCUUUGUUGGAGAACGGCCUGUUUUGAGCGCUUGUGGGUGAGAACGCUGCUGCAUGCUCUGAAGUCGGGUGGGUUGUUAUGGCUCUCUCGGGCGCUGCUGGGGCGCUGGCGAGCGGCGCGGUGUUGCCGCCGCGCUGCUGGGAGGCGGUGGGCCGGGCGGACCCCCGCCGGACCCAGAGCCGUUCUGUGAUACUCUUUUGUGUGCUAGUCGCACUGAACCGCUGCCAUCGGACGCU